This is a messenger RNA of Onychomys torridus (southern grasshopper mouse), 3175 nucleotides long. RefSeq names its product zinc finger protein 384 (gene Znf384). Gene Ontology annotation, cellular component: nucleus. Gene Ontology annotation, biological process: regulation of transcription by RNA polymerase II. The record is from RefSeq and is a predicted model, not a curated record. The coding region runs from base 300 to 2057 and encodes 585 amino acids. Gene Ontology annotation, molecular function: DNA-binding transcription factor activity, RNA polymerase II-specific; RNA polymerase II transcription regulatory region sequence-specific DNA binding. The transcript is spliced from 11 exons. NCBI's taxonomy places the organism in Eukaryota, Metazoa, Chordata, Mammalia, Rodentia, Cricetidae.
GGGGGUUUAGGGGGCGGGUGCCUGUCUGGUGGGUGGCAGAGUUCAGCUCCCUGGAGGGGUGAAGGAGGGACGUCCCAAAGACCGGUCUUUGAGGAAGGAGUGGGGGUUGACAUCGGGAGGAAGGACCCAGUUGGGUGUCUCAGGGGAGCGAAGGCUUUAGGGGGACAGCUGGGGGGUCUCCACUAUAUAGACCACUGAAGGUUGAAGGAGGUACUUCUUGGCACAAGGCCUUGGAAAGUUCAGGAGCCCUGGAAAGGAGAAGGAAUAAGACGUCAGGAGGAAGAGAGAGAGAGGGUAGAAUGGAAGAGUCUCACUUCAAUUCUAACCCAUACUUCUGGCCUUCUAUCCCCACAGUCUCAGGGCAGAUUGAAAAUACAAUGUUUAUCAACAAGAUGAAGGAUCAGCUAUUGCCAGAAAAGGGCUGUGGACUGGCGCCACCUCACUACCCCACUUUGCUGACAGUGCCUGCCUCAGUGUCUCUGUCCUCUGGCAUUAGCAUGGACACAGAAUCCAAGUCAGAACAGCUGACCCCACACAGUCAGGCAUCUGUUACCCAGAACAUCACUGUGGUCCCUGUCCCAUCUACAGGGCUGAUGACUGCAGGAGUCUCCUGUUCUCAGAGGUGGAGAAGAGAAGGGAGUCAAUCAAGGGGUCCUGGUUUGGUGAUCACAUCCCCCUCAGGCUCUCUUGUGACCACAGCCUCAUCGGCUCAGACCUUCCCUAUUUCGGCUCCCAUGAUUGUCUCAGCUCUUCCCCCUGGCUCACAAGCCCUGCAGGUGGUCCCUGACCUCUCCAAGAAGGUAGCGUCAACCCUAACUGAGGAAGGAGGCGGAGGUGGCGGUGGAGGUGGCAGUGUGGCUCCUCCUAAACCUCCUCGGGGCCGCAAGAAGAAGCGGAUGCUGGAAUCAGGGCUUCCUGAGAUGAGUGACCCUUACGUCCUUGCCCCCGAUGACGACGACCAUCAGAAAGAUGGCAAGACCUACAGGUGCCGGAUGUGCUCACUGACCUUCUACUCAAAGUCGGAGAUGCAGAUUCACUCCAAGUCACACACCGAGACCAAGCCUCACAAGUGCCCGCACUGCUCCAAGACCUUCGCCAACAGCUCCUACCUGGCCCAGCACAUCCGAAUCCACUCGGGGGCCAAGCCCUAUAGUUGUAACUUCUGUGAGAAAUCCUUCCGCCAGCUCUCCCAUCUGCAGCAGCACACCCGGAUUCACUCCAAGAUGCACACGGAGACCAUCAAGCCCCACAAGUGCCCGCACUGCUCCAAGACCUUCGCCAACACCUCCUACCUGGCCCAGCACCUCCGAAUCCACUCGGGGGCCAAGCCCUACAACUGUUCCUACUGCCAGAAGGCCUUCCGCCAGCUCUCCCACCUCCAGCAGCACACACGAAUCCACACCGGUGAUAGACCCUACAAAUGUGCACACCCGGGCUGUGAGAAGGCCUUCACACAACUCUCCAAUCUGCAGUCCCACAGACGGCAGCACAACAAAGACAAACCCUUCAAGUGCCACAACUGUCACCGGGCGUACACAGACGCAGCCUCACUAGAGGCCCACCUAUCUACACACACGGUGAAGCACGCCAAGGUGUACACCUGCACUAUCUGUAGUCGGGCGUACACGUCGGAAACAUACCUUAUGAAACAUAUGCGCAAACACAACCCUCCUGAUCUUCAGCAACAAGUGCAGGCGGCGGCGGCGGCAGCGGCAGUGGCCCAGGCCCAGGCUCAGGCUCAGGCUCAGGCCCAGGCCCAGGCCCAGGCUCAGGCCCAGGCCCAGGCCCAGGCCCAGGCCCAGGCUCAGGCCCAGGCUCAAGCUUCCCAGGCAUCACAGCAGCAGCAACAGCAACAACAGCCACAGGCACCACAACCACCACACUUCCAGUCCCCUGGGGCAGCUCCCCAGGGUGGGGGUGGUGGGGACAGCAACCCGAACCCUCCACCCCAGUGUUCCUUUGACCUGACCCCCUAUAAGACGGCAGAGCAUCAUAAAGACAUCUGCCUCACUGUCACCACCAGCACCAUCCAGGUGGAGCACCUGGCCAGCUCUUAGAGAUCCGUACUGCCAUCCACUGGAAAGAGGGAGAAGACGUUCUGGCAGAAAGUGCUCUUCUUCCUUGACAAGUCCUGUCUGCAGCUCCUGGGUCCUCAGGCAUGGCUUCCUUCGCAAGAUAACCACCCUUAAUCUCAGCUGCUCCUGAUUGACAAAGGAAUCCUGAGCUGAUAGUGUUAUCCAGCAGCCCCAUCCAAGCAGAGCUUUUAAAACUGGGGGUUGGUGCUUGAGAGAGGAUCUGCUGUGACCUCACAUCUUGUCCAGUGUGGGCACUUACCUUUCUCUCUUCUCAUCCUCAAAGUUGGGGCCAAUAGAAGGCUAGCGGCUGGCCUCCCACACAACAGAAAAGGAAGCUCUAAAUGCAACCAGCCUUCCGUUGUACGCUUACCUGUAAAAGAACAGGUUUUGCACGUGGCCUGACCCCUGUGAGCCAUUUUCUUUCCCUUACGUGGUCUCACUUCCUAUUGGGUGGUGACUGUACCUUUUUAUUCGUAAGGGGGACAGUAGCUGAUACAUGGUCACCAAGGUGCCAGAGAUUCCCCAGGUGACCAAAGGUGGUAUAAGAGUAUGGGUUAUGAUUUUUUCCUUCAAGUCUCCUUCCUUCUCUGCCAACCAAGGGCCUAUAUACUCUGCCUCACCACCCCAGUCCAAGGAGCUAUGGGAGCUGUGUUCUCUGCAAAACCCCAGCCAGGUUAUUGCAGAGAAGAGAGAAGUCAGAGCACAUACAAGGACUGGACUUAGCUCCCUAGGUGCCACGGUCAGAUGCCAGACAUGGAUUUAUAUAUAAAUAUAUAUAUAUAAGUAUAUAUAUAUAUACCUGCUCAUCACGGCCAUCUCUGUUGUAACCAUUUCUGUGUUUAUAAAUGCAUUAUCUCUGAGAAUUUUCACAUUGAUGUUUUGUUUUUGUCUUUUUUUUCUCCACCUUGUCCUCUGGCCAUGGCAUUUUAAUUUUCUUUUACCUUUUAAUUUUUUUAAUCACGGCAGAUUUCAGAGAAAAGAAAAUUAAAAUAAUCAGGAAUUAUACAGUUGUUAUAAAGCAAUUUAAAAAUGAAAAUUCUUAUGUACAAACUAAGGGGUGUUUUUAGAACAUUGUAUAGAAAUAAAUUCAUGUUUAAGGA